Molecule: messenger RNA, 2049 nt
Organism: Cladophialophora yegresii CBS 114405
Lineage: Eukaryota; Fungi; Ascomycota; Eurotiomycetes; Chaetothyriales; Herpotrichiellaceae
Exons: 3
Coding region: 1-2049 (682 amino acids)
Biological process (GO): intracellular signal transduction
Source: RefSeq, a predicted model, not a curated record
AUGUCCGACUCAAACGAUGUGACAAGUGACGAGCCCAUGACUUCGGCGACUGCUCCAAAUUUAACUGCCCAAGUUAUCUUGUCCAGCACUGCUCAAGACACUCCCACCAUCUUGACUUCGCCUCGUACAGACCCGACCCGCCCGCCUCACCACCACCAUUCAAGUUCAACCAGUCUCUCGCAGAGCAAAAGUAGACGAUCCCUGGCGUCGCUGGCGCGUGAGAAGACCUCCAACGCUUUCGCCAACUUCGCCUCCCUGGGCACCAAUUCGACGCCCGGUCUGCGGUCGGCGACCUCGUCGGGGAGCCUGUCCAAACAUUCCGCAUCUUUGGGGGGUUUACGACCAACUCUGCCGCGGUCACCAACGUCUCCCGAAGUGCAAGUUGCAGCGCAAUCGCGCAGGACAAGCGGAGUGCCACCGCUGGCCAGUCAAGAACCAAGAACCAGUAUCGCCACCGCCCCUCCAAUGCCGAAUCCGGACCGGAGAGAUGGCAAGAUGCACCAGACAUCUUCCAAGAUCCUGCGCAUGACCGACGAUGAGAGACCUUUCACUAGAGAUUUCCAAGACUUGUUCGCAACUCUGAUCACCAGUCUUCCGCUUACGCCCCAUCGUGUCAGGUUCUCCAGGGUCGAAGAAACGUUCUUAUCAGAAGAGGCUAUCACUAACUUGGGCUCUCUGAAAUUCUCUCAGUCUAACCGGAUACCUGACCCCAAGAAUCCGUCCAGAUGGGUCGUUACCACUACGACAACCACGUUCUCCAUGGCCAAGGAAAUGGCACGCUCGGUCUGCCAGCGUUUUGUAGACGCACGGCUGAUUGAGUCUGCUGAGUCAAAAACCAACACAGCGUUUGUGACCAAAGGUGGUGUUUGGCAACUCACUCCCAAAGGCUCAGCAACUUUACACCGUUUCUGCAGCCGCAAUGGCAUCAACGCACGGCACAUCGAACCGGUACUUCGUCGGAGCCAGAUGCAGAUGGUUUCUUUGGAACGAGAUCCUGCUACCGAUAAACUCGUACAGGAUCGGCCAACGAUUGAGAUCAUCUUUCGCAGAUUUAUGGGCUCGGAAGGUCCAAAUCUGAAGAGCUCUACGUCUCUGUCUGACUCAGACUCCGUGUCGGAGUAUGCUACAGGACUCGUGGGUAUCAAGAUGGCCAAGGAACGGAGGGUUUUGGAUAAGCUGGUGAAUAACACCUUCACUGGCAAAGCAGCGUCCGACUGGUUACUAGACUGUUGUACCACCAUCGAUCGAAGAGAGACGUAUGAGAUGGCCGAGCUGUUCGUCAAGUGGCAGUUGAUGGUUCCUGUAGUGGAGGACAGGGCCUACGUCCGCGCGAACCCAAUGGCGACAUACUUCCAACCGACGAAGCACGCUAUCUACACCAUAACCGAGAGAGGGCAGCGGGUUUGUGGUUGGCUUGCGCGACCUCCGAGUAUCGACAGUGAGGAUAGUCGGGAUAUCAAAGACCCCAAGAGCCGGCUUACAAAGGAUUCUAAUGUCAAUCGACUCAAUGUCAUCCUCCAAGAUGCGGCUCUUCGGCUAUUGUUCAAGGAAUUUCUCCGACAGUCCCUCUGCGAGGAGAACUUGCAGUUCUAUUUCGACGUGUCGGAUUUCACCAGCAAUUAUCGUGCUCUCGAGAAGGCAGGGAAGUUGGACCGGCCCGAUGCCGUCAGGGAGACACUAGCUGCAGCUUAUGGCCUGUACAACUCGUUUCUUGCGUCUGGAGCACCCUCUGAGCUCAACAUCGACCAUUCCCUCCGCAACCGACUCGACAGCCGCAUGAUUCGCACCAACACAGAUGAGGAAUCAAUGCGUGGAAGUCUUGAAGAGGUGGUGGAAUUGUUUGAGCUUGCCCAAAACGUUGUCUUCAAGCUCAUGGCCAGUGAUUCCGUACCCAAAUUCCUGCGAGAUCCCAGACACGCCGCCGUCCUUCGAGAUCACGAAAUAGAUUUGAUUGGCUCGAACCGGACACUUUCACCUGGCCCCGAACGAACAAUCUCCGAACGGACAAUACCCGAACGAACGGUAAGUCGAUCGAAUACAAGAUCAUGA